Messenger RNA from Arabis nemorensis, 654 nucleotides. Lineage: Eukaryota; Viridiplantae; Streptophyta; Magnoliopsida; Brassicales; Brassicaceae. The record is from the annotation of a GenBank genome assembly.
AUGCCGAAGAACCACUCCGGUGAUAUGAUAGAGACGAACCUUUACCGGCGUUUGAGCUUUGGCCCUCUCAGUCUCGGAUCCAGCCUUGACGGAGCUGAAGAAACAAGCCUAAUUUUCGUCGGCUACCCCGGCGAGACACCUUCGGGCCUUCACGACCUUGGUAAUUUGUUUUCUUCUCCGUCGUUCUCCAUGAAGUACGGCGAGUUAUCUAGCUGCCUUGUCCUGAGUCUCGGACAAAAGAUCCAAUCGCGGACGACGGUGCCAGAUCCACACCUAUUGCCUUGUCGCCAUCAAACCCUAGAUCUGAUUUUAAUCUCUGAUUCGAGAAGCUGCUUCACCAACAUCCUCGUCGACGGCAAAACUUCCGACCACGAACCUAUUAUCAUCAUGGGCGCCGGUACGGGUAACCAAACUACGCAUCCACCACUUGCAAUCCCUACGACACCGCAGAGAAGCUGUCUCCGGGACCGACCAUCCUCCGCCCUUCUUCGGCCAAGACCGAUGCAUUCCUAUGCGAUCUUCAAAAGUUUUUGGGCUUGCCCCGACACUACUAUUGGGCCCAGUUAUAUGGCCCAUCUCUCAGCUUGUUCUUCCAAUGAGAAAUACAUAAUUUUUGGGUUGGGCCAAUUGGGUCUGGGCCCAUGUAGAAGAUGA